AUGGCUAUAAAAUUACUAAUAGACAACCCUAAACAAGUCAAACCAAUAAAACUGUAUUUAGAAGAUCAUAAUUGGUUGAAUAAAUCUUUUAAAAUUCAAAAAAAGAAUGAUAUAUUCCAUAUUUUCACAAACUUGAAUGAAAUCCCAUCGCAAUUAUCACAGUAUAAUCAUGAAACUUAUGAACAAGAAGAUGAUGGAGAUUUAAACACUAAAAAUAAAACUACCACAUUAACAUUAGCAUCGAUAAUCACAGAUUAUUGCCACGCAAACAAUAUAGAAAACAUAGAGAUCCCUAAACGAUGGUCUAUUUACCCACCAAUGAUACUAUUCAAUUCCACAGGCUCAACAUCGGAGUCAAACGGACACCCCACCUCAGAUACAAUAUUCAACCCACAACACCAAAAGUUAUGGGAAAACGUAUUAUCUAAUCAGAAAUCAAUAUUUGGAACUUCAGAAAUUACUCAUAUAGCGUUGAAUAAACCUAUAAUUGAAUCCGAUAUAAUGAGACGUCCCCAUAAUUUAAUCCCCAUUAUAGGCGAUUUUGGACCCGAUAUAUCAAUAGACAAUAAACCACCUUCUCCUACAGAAUCAGAUUUUAAUCGAGCAUUUUGGUGUCAUGUUAUACAAAAUGGAAUUUAUCAAACUUGGGCACCUAAAUAUACCAUGUUUUCUCGAGGUAAUAUUAAAGAAAAAAAACGAGUUUUGGAUUGGUUUAAAAAUCUUGAUCAAACGAUUGUUUUUGAUUUUUAUUGUGGGAUUGGAUAUUUUUCUUUAUCUUAUCUUAAAAAUGGAGGUAAAUUAUUAUGUUGGGAAUUGAAUCCUUGGUCAAUUGAAGGAUUUAGAAGAAGUUUAGAAAAAAUGAAAAUCAAUUAUAAAAUAUAUACUAGUGGUGAUAAAUUUAGUAUUAAUGAUUUGAAUCAAUUUGAUGCAUGUUUAUUUUUGGAAAGUAAUGAACAAAUAACUACAAGGGUGAUUGAUCAAGUUAAAGAUAAUAGUUUACCAAUUAGUCAUAUUAAUUUAGGGUUAUUACCCAGUUCUAAACAAUCAUGGACAUUAGCAAAUAAUUUAAUUGAUAAAUCAACCAUCAAUACUAAUGUCCAUAUACAUGAAAAUGUUCAUAUCGAUGAUUUUGAAAAAAUUAAAACUGAUGUUAAAAAAGUUUUUACAAAUGGGAAAGUUUUGCAUUUGGAGAAGGUGAAAACUUUUGCUCCCGAUAUUUGGCAUAUAGUAAUUGAUAUAGAAAAUAUUAAAAGUUGCUAA
Molecule: messenger RNA, 1260 nt
Organism: Candida albicans SC5314
Lineage: Eukaryota; Fungi; Ascomycota; Pichiomycetes; Serinales; Debaryomycetaceae
Gene: TRM12
Product: Trm12p
Exons: 1
Coding region: 1-1260 (419 amino acids)
Biological process (GO): tRNA methylation; wybutosine biosynthetic process
Cellular component (GO): cytoplasm
Molecular function (GO): S-adenosylmethionine-dependent methyltransferase activity; tRNA methyltransferase activity
Source: RefSeq, a predicted model, not a curated record